Aegilops tauschii subsp. strangulata is the source of this 583-nucleotide messenger RNA. The record is from RefSeq and is a predicted model, not a curated record. NCBI's taxonomy places the organism in Eukaryota, Viridiplantae, Streptophyta, Magnoliopsida, Poales, Poaceae.
ACCAACCGAGACAUCGAUCCGGCCAACAGCAGAAUUCCUCUGCAACGACGACUUCGAAACCCGAACUCAUCAUCCAUCAUGGCUUUGGAUCGCAGGGCCUUGCCGCAGCCGGCGGCCGCCUGCGUUCCCGCCGUCCAGGCGGCGAGGCCGUGGGCGGGGGACAGCGGUACUAAUUCGUCUACGGAGGGGAGGGAAAGGGACAUACUGCAGGGGAGCGCCGUGGAGGUGGAUGUGCCGCUGCUGUGGGACGACGAGGGGAGGAUGAAGCGGGAGCUGGUCGCCUGGGCCAAGGCCGUGGCGUCCAUGGCCAUCAGGGAGUCGAUGCGGUGCUAAGGUGCACGCGCGCGGCAGAGGCAAUGAAGCCAUGGAGGAACCAUGGAUUUUUAUUUUCAUUUCAAGGGAACGGAUCGAUGUUUUUCUUCUUCUGCUUCGUGCACGCACCCGCGGCAUCGAUCGGUGGCCGCUAGGCUACAUUUUGUUUCCUCUGAAUCCUUUGUUCACGGAGCGAUCGUUCUAGUCGAUCGAUCAUUCCGGAUGUAAAUGUUUUUGCAAAUGAUGGAGGAUUACUUAUAGAUAUUUUCCA